Molecule: messenger RNA, 540 nt
Organism: Exophiala bonariae
Lineage: Eukaryota; Fungi; Ascomycota; Eurotiomycetes; Chaetothyriales; Herpotrichiellaceae
Exons: 9
Coding region: 1-540 (179 amino acids)
Source: RefSeq, a predicted model, not a curated record
AUGGAUCGCGGCUGCUACAACUGCGCUACAACUGCGGAGGCGAAGGACAUGUCAGCCGAGAGUGCCCUGCACCCGCUAAGCCUAAGACUCUUACGUGCUACAAAUGUGGUGAAGCCGGUCACAUGGCACGCGAGUGUCCUCAAGCUGCUGGUGCUCCUGCUGGAUCCGGCUCAGGUGCUGGUUGGGGCUCAGGCGGCGGCGGUGGCGGUGGCUAUGGCGGCCAGUCUCGAGAGUGCUAUCGCUGCGGCGGCACUGGUCACAUUGCGCGGGAUUGCACCCAAGGAGGUGGUCAGAGCGGCUACGGCGGGGGUGGUAGCGGAUUCGGCGGUGGCCGUGGUGGUGGUGGCCAAACUUGCUAUUCUUGCGGCGGGAUCGGCCAUAUGUCACGUGAUUGCACCCAAGGUCGUUCUCAGAAAUGCUACAAUUGCGGCGAACAAGGCCACUUGUCGCGUGAUUGUCCAUCUGAGCCCAGCCAAGAGCGCAUCUGUUACAAGUGCAAGCAACCAGGACAUUUGCAGUCCGCUUGCCCCAACUAAGUGA